UGCCACUGAUGUUCUACAACUUUCUCUUACCCUGCAUGAGACGAAAGCUCCUGCGGCGCCACUGAUCGAUGUCGAUCUGGAGGAUAGACCACCCUGUUUAUGUGUAUGUGUAGGACAGGACCGUGAGUGUGUUGUGGGUCUCUGUGUGGAUCUCUGUACUCAUGGAUUACCUUGACGGAUCCCUCCAGCAGUCCAGGAACUUCAAGAAGGACGACUUUGAGGCUGACUGGAUCAGGGUAGCAGAAGGUAGAUUUGGUCAGGUGUACCAGGUCAAGCUCAAGGUCUGGCGGUUAAAAUGUGCCCUGAAAAGCUUUGAGACAUCCUUGUGUGCAAAGAACUUUUACAGGAGAAUAAUAGACGAGGCGUCCAACAUAGCCAAAGUGAAAUUCAAGUACAUUGUAUCCAUCUAUGGACUGUGCAGUGAAGCAACUGCCGUGGUGAUGGAGUACAUGAGUAAUGGAUCGCUGAACAAUCUCCUGGCAAGUCACACUUUGAUGUGGCCAAAGAAGUUUCAGAUGAUUCAUGAGACCUCAAUGGGCAUGAAUUUCCUACACAGCAUGAAACCUCCACUACUGCACCUUAACCUCAAGACGUCCAACAUCCUAUUAGACGAUCAUCUCCAUGUCAAGAUUUCAGAUUUUGGUUUAAUCCACUGGGAAGAGGGCAUGAGCAAGAAAUUGUUCAUGGAGAAUCUGACAGCAAGAGGGAACAUAGGCUACAUUCCUCCAGAGACCUUCACACAGUGCUCCGAUCCUCCAGGAACCACCUUUGAUGUUUACAGCUUUGGUAUUGUGAUUUGGGAGAUUCUGACACAACAGAAACCGUAUGCAGGGUGCAGCGUGACUACAGUGCUCUUACAGGUGUCACAUGGGAAGAGACCCUGUGUGGAGAUCAUACCUGAACAGAGGCCCCAUGAGUGCGACCAGAUGAUCAGCAUCAUGAGCCAGUGCUGGGACCAGGACCACAGGAAGAGGCCACAGUUCUCAGACACCGUGAGGAAAACGGAGGCUCUGAGUGAAGUCCUGAAGAUCCCAGGACCAAUCAAGUGCCACAAAAACGGUGAUGAGGGCAAAUCAAGUUAUCCUUCGCUGGUCUCCCCGAUACACAAGAUUGCUUUGCCGGAGAUGCCUGACCUUCCCUCAGAUGACCAACACGACAAGGACAACAUUCUCUCUCUGCUGUCCAAAAAGGACUUUGGUAGUUUCAGACAGUCUGUGAGAAGAGAGCAUGUCUACACGCUGUUUUCGGAUAAAAAGAGCCUCCUCCACUACACGGUGGCCAGCAGGGAUGCAGAGAGUGUCGAGCAUGUCCUGAGUCUGGGGGCUGAUGUCAACUGCACAACCGCCAAGGGUUACACUCCUCUGAUUAUUGCUGUUCUACACAGGCUUCAUGACAUCAUCUCUUUGUUGCUGGAACAUGGAGCAGAUGCCACACAGGGAGAUGAGGACCGGUGGACAGCGCUCCAUUUUGCUGCUCAGAACGGCGAUGACAGGGCCGUCCGCCUCCUGCUUGACAAAGGAGCAGUGGCGGAUGCCCGGGAAAAAGCCGGUUGGAUGCCCCUCCACCUGGCCUGCCAGAACGGCCACGAAACAGUGGUGCGCCUGCUGCUUUCCAGGCUGUCAGAGGCAGCAGUCGGAGAACGGGAGGCGCAAGGGAGGACGCCACUCCACCUAGCCUCCGCCUACGGACAUCUGAAUAUUGCCAAGCUCCUCCUCUCUCAGGGAGCAGAUCCCAACGCUGCCGACUGCUCUCUCUCCACUCCUCUUCACUCAUCAGCUGAGGAAGGCCAUAACAGAGUGGUCAGACAGUUGCUGAAGAAUGGAAGAAUGAAUACUGACAGUGCAGACAGCAGAGGAUACACUCCACUUCACCUGGCUGCUCUGAAGGGUCAUACAGGCAUAUGCAGGCAGCUGUUGUCAAACAAGUCCAGCCCAGAGUCCAGGACCGUCCAAGGCUGGACUCCCAUGCACCUGGCUGCCCUAAGGGGCCACGAAACCACGGUGGUCCAGCUGGAGAGUCAGGGCGGCUGUGUGAACGCCAGAGGUGAGAACGGGUGGACCCCGCUCCACCUCGCCUGCCAUCAGUGUGAGCCGGAGGUGGUGGCGAAGCUCCUGGCAGCCGAAGCCGACCCAAACGUGGCCGAGGACAGUGAAGGAUGGACGCCACUGCAUGUCGCCUGUACCAGUGUCAGUUUCCCAAGCGUCCUCCACUUGAUAUCGCAUCAUGCGGAUGUCAAUGCAGUGAACUCAGGAAAGGCGACACCUUUACACCUGGCUGCCCUGCAUGGCUGUAUCCCUAUUGUAAAGGCUCUGCUGCUGAAUGGAGCAGACAGGACUCUGCUGGACUCUUCUGGAUCCACAGCUCUGAAUGUGGCCCAGAGGUGUGAAAAAUGGGAAAUAGUGCAACUGCUGGAGAAGUAGUUGCAAUAUGUUAUAUGAGUACAAUGAAAAGCAUGACACAGCUGGAAGAUUAUCCCCUUUUUGAGCCGAACAUUCACUGAGCAGCCUAAAGCGAGAUUUUGAAAAAAGCUUUUUUUUAAUGUUUUUUUUUUUAUUUUUUAGGAAAUAUAGAUGAACGAUGAAGACGAUUAUGAGUAAAAUGCACACUACUCCUAUUUCUAAUUUUUAUACAUUUAUUUCAGAAAACUCCUCACAAUUUGAAUGUCCUGAAAUCAUUAUAUAGUCUUGUUUCUGGUUUUUAUACAAAUUAACUAUUUUCUUUAAUUCUGCCAGUAUUAGGUUUCCUGUACGUUACAACAGACGUACCACACACAGUAAGGUCUUGCUGGCAUUUAUAUAUAAGAAUGAAUGAUCAGAUCCUACAGGCACAUUUUAAUGGAAAAUGGAGCUAACACAUGGGGUCACAACCGGGUGAAGCGCCCAAUAAGGAGAAAACAUAUUGAUUCUGUUCUUCGAAUCACCUUGCUUACUUCCUCCAUGUGCUUUCCUUAUGAAUGGAGUUAAUGCUGCUUUCACAUAUGGAUGAAGAUGAAAACAUAAAAGAGCUGCUGUUGUAAUGACUCACUGUGGCAUUCAUUUGAUUAAACCUGCCAGACUUUAUGAAGGUGUUGUGUAUCUAAUAAUCUGGUAAAAAAUACAGUUGACAACACACUAGUGGAUCACUGUCACUGGCUUCAUUUAGAUGCAUCUGUUGAACUCCUUCAGCUAUAAAUACAUAUGUGCUUUAUGACAAGGAGAGCCUCUGAUUAUCAGUCAUUCCCUGCAGACUGAGGGAAGCACUGCCCAGCUUAUGCCACGCUCAUUUACCACAGUGACACCUUCUUAAAUUGAAAUUAAAUGCAUGGAUUCAGGAGCUGCAUUGACCUGCACGUUCACAGGGACCAUGAGAGACUGUCUCUGAUGGAGGGCUAGGAGUCGAGCCGAAUCAAAUUGCUGUAAAUGAACAUCGCUGAGUUAAAUUGGACUCAGACUGUGUUUAGAUUUUCUGUUUGGUUGCCAAGUGAAAGUCUGCUGUGUCAUUUUUAAAUUGUUAUUUUAUUCCAAAAGUCUGAUUUUCUCCAUGAUGUUUUACCCAGAGUAGGUGAUGUCUGUUGGCUCGCUUGGGUUUCCCCAUUUUUGAAUCUUUGCAUGGCAACACUGAACCAUCCAUCCAUCCUCUUCUAAUCCUUGGCGGAUUAGAAGGAUUGGACAGAGCAUACUGUAUAUGUGGGAGGUUCAUGCUUGGCUAAAAUUACAUUUGCCUGUGGCUGUUCACCUGAUGUAUAAAACCUGUCCACUGACAAAAAAACAAGUCAAAGUGUACAUAUAAUACAUUUUAAAACCAACUUCUAUCCGCAACU
Molecule: messenger RNA, 3799 nt
Organism: Chelmon rostratus (copperband butterflyfish)
Lineage: Eukaryota; Metazoa; Chordata; Actinopteri; Chaetodontiformes; Chaetodontidae
Gene: ankk1
Product: ankyrin repeat and kinase domain containing 1
Exons: 9
Coding region: 162-2420 (752 amino acids)
Biological process (GO): protein phosphorylation
Molecular function (GO): protein kinase activity; protein binding; ATP binding
Source: RefSeq, a predicted model, not a curated record